AUGGCAAACAAGGGGCUUGCCAGAUUCAUCCUCUUCCUCUGCGUCUUCAUCGCCGGCGUUGUCGGCAAGACCAACUUUACACAACCGCCGGCCAACGGACCCAACGCCAACUACCAGGACAACCCGGUGUACCAGCCGGGGCAGAAGAUAGACGUACAAUGGAAGUCGGAUCUUGAAACCAUGGACCUCUUUGUUUUCCAGCAGUACCCAGCUGCCGGGAAGGGGGUUCAGUACCUUAAGAAACUCCAAGAAGGCACGAGGUCGACCAGCCUCAUCUGGACCGUGAGCCUCGACGGGCUAAGCAAGAAUGUGCCCAGGGGGGGAAACGCCAUACUCUACUUUGCGGUGCUGCGCGCCAAGAGCCCAGACAAGGACGGCAUAAGCCACUACUUCAACGUGAGCAUACCCGACACGGCCUCGACGACUGCAUCCGCGACCCAAACAUCCGGCGUGCCUACAACAAUUUCCAUGACGACAUCUGCCGUGACGGACGCGCCGUCCAACACCACGACGCCCGAGCCCGAGAGUUCUGGAGGGAGCAACUCGGGCCUGUCCCCGGGGGGCAUUGCCGGCGUGGCAGUCGGCAGCACAGUCGGCGGCAUCCUGCUCCUCGGCGGCAUAGGACUGCUGGCGUGGAAGAAGAUGCAGAGGGGCAAGCCGGCUGAAGAAGCUCAAGUCUCGGAAGCAAAGCCCCCGGAGCUGGCGGGCCCUGCUAUUCACGAAGCGCCUUCUGAGCAUCACCAGCCCCGUGAUGCGCCUAUAUACGAGGCCCCGUAG
Metarhizium acridum CQMa 102 is the source of this 777-nucleotide messenger RNA. RefSeq lists its product as uncharacterized. The record is from RefSeq and is a predicted model, not a curated record. NCBI's taxonomy places the organism in Eukaryota, Fungi, Ascomycota, Sordariomycetes, Hypocreales, Clavicipitaceae.